Molecule: messenger RNA, 1128 nt
Organism: Fusarium coffeatum
Lineage: Eukaryota; Fungi; Ascomycota; Sordariomycetes; Hypocreales; Nectriaceae
Exons: 4
Coding region: 1-1128 (375 amino acids)
Source: RefSeq, a predicted model, not a curated record
AUGGCGGCACAAAUCGAGAACAGGGGCCCAGAGCUCAUGGGAGUGAAUAUUGCCUUCUACUCUAUGGCUUUAAUCACGUGCAUACUGCGAUGUUAUGUGCGUUGCUUCAUGGUCAAUGCGUUCAGGAUAGAUGACUGGCUCAUGGUGGUUGCCACGAUAUUCUUUACCUUGUAUGCCACGUUUUCUACUCUUGGUGUCACUAUCGGCACGGGCCGCCACCAUGCCGACCUCGAAACAGAGCAGGUUUAUUCCGCGAUGAUGUGCUGGUGGUUCUGUUACCUUUGGUACUGCCUCACCAUGAUUUCUUGCAAGCUUUCCAUCGGAUACUUCCUCCUACGAGUCACGACCGAGAAGAUUCAACGCAUCAUAAUUUACCUCGCCAUGUUCUCGACCGCCUUGUCAGGCGCCAUUUUCUUUUUCGUCACCGUUUUCCAAUGCCAUCCCGUUUCGUUUUUCUGGGACAAGGGACAAGAUGGCACAUGCAUUGAUCCCACAGUGGUCAUCGCACUCGCCGUCCUCUACAGUAUUUUCGCUGUGGGAUCUGACUUUGUUUUCGCGCUUCUCCCGGGCUUCAUUGUUUGGAAUCUUCAACUGCGCAAGAAGACAAAGUACUGCUUAAUACCUCUUCUCGCUAUGGGUUGCGUUGCUAGCGCCGCCGUCAUCGCACGUUUCCCUUACCUACCUCUUCUAAGGAAGCCCGACUUUCUCUGGAACACCACAGACAUCGCAAUCUGGUCGACCAUCGAACAAGGCUUGGCAAUCACCGCUAGUAGCAUGGCUACCCUACGACCUCUACUCAAACAAGCCGCAUACCAUCUCGGUCUCACCAGCAAGCCUAUUUCCAACGGUCCCUCCGCCUACGGGUACGGUCGAUCAGCACGUACUCCUGGACCCGGAACUCCGAAGGCCUUUUCUGGCCGUGACGCAUACACCCUCUCAUCAGUCAGCCGCCCCGGUGCUCAUGAUAAGAAGGGAGGCAGCUUCUUCCCAAGCGACCUUGAAGCUGGUAUCAAGAAGGAAACAAAAUGGGAGGUCAAGAUCUCAAAGACAACAGCGACAUCAGCGAGUGAAAGUCAGGAAGAGCUUCAUUCACCCAGAUCGUGGAAGGACAAAAACGUUCUGCUAUAA